This is a messenger RNA of Acanthocheilonema viteae, 372 nucleotides long. The record is from the annotation of a GenBank genome assembly. NCBI's taxonomy places the organism in Eukaryota, Metazoa, Nematoda, Chromadorea, Rhabditida, Onchocercidae.
AUGGUUGUUAUAACAGUGCACAUAUUAAUGAAAAUGUCACACAAGCAGCUUCUGCUUGCUAACAAAAAUGAAUCUGUCCGGGCGGAAAGUCGACACAGGCGUGAAAGGCAAGCUGCAAAGCGAGGCCGCUCAAUUAGUCCAAGGCCACUUAUUGCUAAUGGACGAAUGUUUGAAAUGAAACACCUCGACCAAGAUUUACUCGGUUCAACGUCAACAUCAAACUAUGACACUCUGAUAAAUGAUUAUUUUCAUCGUUGGUCCGAUUACUACUCAGUAACAGCUGCACGGGUUGAUCUAUCAGCGCGUAUCAUACUGCCACUUGCUUAUGGUAUUGUAGUUUCACUCUACUUCUCAUUUUACCUAUUCUUGUAA